Molecule: messenger RNA, 1002 nt
Organism: Trichoplax adhaerens
Lineage: Eukaryota; Metazoa; Placozoa; Uniplacotomia; Trichoplacea; Trichoplacidae
Exons: 6
Coding region: 1-1002 (333 amino acids)
Molecular function (GO): protein binding
Source: RefSeq, a predicted model, not a curated record
AUGGAAGGAAUUGGAAGUGAGCCAAUUCCGAUAGUGUCUACUACGAAGACCGUUUCGGACAUUCUUUCCAAUCAUGAUUCAGAUUCUGAACCACAAACUGAUGAAGUUGAAGAAUACUUGAAAGAAAGAGCCGAACACAAUUAUCCACAGGCGCUAUUUCAACUGGGCCAUUUCUAUUUUGAGCAGGAACGUUAUGCUGAAGCCAAGAUAAUUUUUGAAAGAAUACACGAUAAAGACUAUCAAGCGAAGUAUUUGUUGGCAGUUAUGCAUUAUGAUGGAAUUGGAACUGACGAAAAUUAUGAACUUGGAAUACAAUACAUGCGCGAGAUAGCCACUGCAAAGAAUAAAGGAAUGUCUAAUUUAAUAGCAAGUGCGAAGUACAAUCUUGGUAGGGCCUAUUUUCAAGGAUUUGGAGUCAAACAAUCUAAUGAAAAGGCAGAGAAAUUAUGGAUACAAGCCGCUCAAGGAGAUGACGAAGGAAGCGUUAAGGCUCAAGCUGCUUUAGGAUUAUUUUAUUCUCAAGAAGAAAAUGUAGAUCUUGAAAAGGCAUUUUAUUGGCAUAAGAUAGCUACAGCAAAUGGGAGUUUAGAAAGUCAAGGAGCACUCGGAGCUAUGUAUUGGAAGGGCCAAGGUACAAAGCAAAACGUUGAAGCCGCACUCAACUGUUUUAAACAAGCUAGCGAAAGAGGAAAUGUUUACGCGCAAGGAUGUCUUGUAGCUCAUUAUUAUACAAGGAAACUAUACAAAAGAGCUGUCGAAUUAGCUAAAACGGUUACGACAAACGAUGGCAUUUUCGAAACAGCAAGAUCCACUGAUUGCCUACCAAGCUAUAUUAUUAAAGGGAUGGCAAUGUCAUGCUUUUAUUAUGCUCGCUGUCUUCAGAAUGGCUUAGGGGCUACCAGGGAUACUUCAGAGGCUAAGAAACUCUACUCAAAGGCCUGCAAGUAUGACUUAGAUGUGGUUGCCGCUCUUCAGCAAGAUAUGACUUUUGGAUUCAUAUAG